Messenger RNA from Caenorhabditis sp. 36 PRJEB53466, 2157 nucleotides. The record is from the annotation of a GenBank genome assembly. Lineage: Eukaryota; Metazoa; Nematoda; Chromadorea; Rhabditida; Rhabditidae.
AUGUCAGGAAGGGUCGACGAGCAGCUCGACGACUUUCUCUGGGGAAAGACCGAUGUGAAUGAUUACCUAAGAAAGUAAGUUUCUUAAUUUCCGGGUCAUUGUAAUAUUUCCGAAUUAUCAGAGUGGCCGAAUGUGAUUCUUCCGUGGCAGACUCGCUGAAUCGAAAAGUGGCCGGGCUCCACGAAACGCUCGACAGACAGCUCCGCAAGGGUGUCGAGACAAAUCUUCCACGCCUUCUGGAGCAGGUUCCGGCUCUUCAGGCGCUCGAAGACACUCUGCAUUCUGUUCAAAUGCGGAUGACUUCCGUCACCACCGAAUCUAAUCGGCUCUCCACUGUCUGUGAGGAUCUGACCACAAAACUACGGGAACAAACCCGCCAACUCGAGGCGACAAUGCUCAAAAGAAACAUGGCGGCGGAUGCUCAGAGAUGCGAGGAACUCUUCGAAUCGCUGGAAAAACGGAGCGAUUUGGUGAAGAAAGCAGAAAUUACGGCAGAGAUUAAGGAAAUUCUCACUGACAAUAAGAACCUGCGAAAGAUCGGAUGGCUCAGAAAUAUGGUGGACACUAAGUUGAAAGUAACGGAAAAUGAAGUCCGUCGAAGUGGAGCCGAAGAACUAAAAAGGGGACUGGCUUCUUUGAAUAGUUCGAUGGUGGCUUCUGCUCAAAGAGCUCUCCGAACCCUCAACUACUUGGACUCCGAACUGGAAGUGCUCCUCUCCUCGUCCGUGGUCGAUUUGGACAAGAAGCUGAUGGAACUGUCGAACAGUUCUCCGGAAGCGGCCAACAAGAGUCUUCCGGUGGUCGCGGCGACGAUCCAGUCACAUUUGGAACAAGCUUCGAUGCUCGGAGAGACAUACAAAAAAAAGUUCUCCGAAAAACUUGCCAGACUCAUUAGAAGCAGAGUUCCGUUGGACACUCCGUACGCGCUGAGAUUCGUGCAACAACUGGGAAGAGUGUUCAACUCGAAGGGAGACAGUUCUCCCGCUCUGAACGAUUCGCUCCGCCCACUCAAGAACUCUCUUCUCACACACUCACUCGCACGUCUUCAUAAACUUGUGGAAGAGCACGACUUCUCCACGGCGCACGCAAAUGCAUUCGUUGAUUUGAUCAAUUCGGCAAUGGAAGAAGAAUUGAGAAAAGUGGAUUGGGAUGUGGAAUUGAGCCAGAAAAUGAGCAGCAACAUCGAGAAGUGCAUUGAGAUUAUCGCGAAAAAGCUCGAAGCCAAUUUGCACUUGCAAAGAGAUGAUCUUCUUCUAGGUACUAACAGAGCUGAUAAUUAUAAUCCAAUCAUAUUUUUUCUCAGGAGACCGUCUGACCGCCAACCAAAUGACCAAUUACCGACUCAUCCAGACCGCCGAUGGCAUCCUCAAACGCUGGCCUAGUGAGUCGAAAAGUGUGGCCGGCGUGCAGAAAGAGACGCUCGACGCCAUCGUGGCAGAAGUGAAGAGCUCAAUCAGAGCGAUUGUGGCCAGAAUGCACGUGGAGACGCGUGGAAUGAGCCGGUCCGUGGCUCCGUACAUGAGCGAACUGCUCACCUACAUCAACCACAUCGACAUGCACAUGGCACACGUGUCCCGCGCAGUCUGCCACUCUCACGUCCUCUCCCAGAUUGCCGAAUACGUCAUCGGCUCGUUCGUUCUGAAUGCCACUCUUGUGAGAUCGUACGCUUCUGAUGAGAGGCAACUCAUUGUUAUCGACUUCUCCAGGUUUCAAUCCGAUGAAUCCACCGACUGAUCUUCCUAAUUUCAGACUGCUCGAAGCCGUGCGUUCAAUGGAAUGGCCGUCCAAGUACGGAGACACCUCACGCCUUCUGGAUCUCUUCGGAAGUGACGUUGACGCUAUGGCGAAUGUCGAGGGCGUCAAGAAGUCGAUCCUUGUGCAGCUGCUACUCUCUGACAGUCCUCCAGAAUUACCUCUUCCGAAUGAAUCCGUCGAAUGGACGGUAAAAACAGUUUCACUAAACAUUUCAUAAGAAUCAUCCCUUGUUUUCAGCCAGAAGAAUACGUGAAGUGGUACGAAGAGCACUCGGAGCAAGAGGCUCUCGCCCUGCUCAACGGACUCAUCACAUCCUAUAAUAAUUCGGUCAUCUCGCGUGGCCAACAACAAUAUGUGAAGCACUACCCGCGCAUUCUGCAACUUCUCCAAGACGCUUUCUGA